Messenger RNA from Paramecium sonneborni, 2840 nucleotides. The record is from the annotation of a GenBank genome assembly. Lineage: Eukaryota; Ciliophora; Oligohymenophorea; Peniculida; Parameciidae.
AUGGAUCAUAAAAAACUAUUAGAAAAUGUUAUGAUUGAUUUGCUCAAGGAUCCAACUUGUCCAAUUUAUCAAGUAUAACUAAUUUAUUUAUUAUAUAUAGUAUUAAGACUGGCAAUUGAUAAGUAUAUGCCAAUAACUAUAAUUACAUAAUUUCAGCAAUAUAAAAGAUUAGGAUUUUCAAAAUAAGUUUGCUUAGCUCUUUAUAAAUUAUUUGGAAGCAGAAAAUGAAAUUUAAAAUAUUUUAGAAUAAUCCUCAAUAAAAAGAAGUGAUUCUAAAAAAAAUAAUGAAGAUCGUUCGCAUCAAAACAAUUAAUGUUCAUAAAGUAAGUUUUUAAUUAAUUCAAAUUAAGAAGCAGAUAUUCAAAAAUAGGAAUAAUUUGAUACUUUUAGGAAUAAGAAAAAAAUCAAAUUAAAGUAGUAAAAACCCUCUGAUUUUUUGGAAAUUGAAGAAAAACCUUCACCUCCUAAUUCAGCAAAUUAACAAAUAGUGAUACCUUAAAUACCAAAAUAAACUCAAUAUACUUUUGAUCAAUUAAUUGAUAAUCUUCAAGAUAAAAACUUAUAAAAAGAAAAAACAUAAAAAAUCACCUCAAAUGAAUAAGAAUUAAAUGAAUCUAUUAUUUAAAGAUAAGUGUAUGAUCAUGAUCUAGAACCAAUAAAAAAAAAAAAGAAUAAAAAUAUUAAAGAAUUUUCAAAUUAAGUUCAAUCUAUAUAAAAAUUAAAAGCUAAUGAUAAUUUUGGAAGUAAAUAGUGUAAUAAUAUUGAUUAAAGAAAAAAAGAAAUUGAAAAUAAUAUUGAAAACUUAAUAAUUGAAUAAAACAUUAGGAAAAAUAAACAAAUUUAAAUUUAAAAAAAACCAUCAAGAGCAAUAAUUGAUACAUCUCCUGAAGAAGGAGAAAUUGUUAUUUAAAUUUCAGAUUCUGAAUCAGAAAAAUAAAAAAAAACUUCUGUUUUUAGAAAUUAGAAUGGAAAAUACUAAAUGGAUGAUCUAAUCUAAGUGAAAAACAAUAAAAUAUAUCGAAAAGAAUAUGUUUAAAAAUAAAAAAUAUUUACUUAAUUAAAUAAUACAAAAGAUUCAGAUUAAAAUUAAGAAAAAUAGAUUAAUCCUAUAUAAAAUUCUCACAAUAGAAUAGAAUUUGAAAUUCAAAAGCGCAAGUAAUAAUUAGAAGAUUAAUAUAACAUAAUUUAAUCUUAGCCUUCUUAAUAAAAACAAAAUAAAAUAUAAAAUUUAGAGAGAAAUAAUUAAAAUAGUUCUUUAACUAAUACUAGUAAUAGUAUAUAGUAAUAAAAAAAUUCAUUGUAAGAGAUUUAAAAUGUAGAUUCUGCACCCAUUUUGAAUACAAAUAUUGGAAUUCAAAAGGAAGCUAAUUUCAUUAAUUAGAAUCAAUAAAUGAACCAAAAUGAUUAUUCUGGAAUAAAUCUUGAAAAUAAUAAUAAAUCUCUUAAAUAACAAAAUCUUUAUAAUUCAUAUUUAAAUCAUAAUAAACAAUAAUCAUGCCCUAAAUAAAUAUAAAAUCUCAUUUAAAAUCCUUAUAUAUCAAAUAAUAUGUUUAAGUAAUCAAAUAUUUAUCCUUAAUCUGCAAAAAAUACAAGUAGAAUUCUUGAAGAUGAUUAAAAUAUAGAAGGAUUAUAGGAGAAAAAACCAAAAUUAGAAACCAUAAAUUUUAGUAAAAAUAAUGUUGUUUAAUAAACAACAUUAAAUAAACAUCCUUAAACUAAUUAAUGUAAUUAUUGUAAAUAAAUUGAUGGGAAAAUUAAACUAAUAGAAAUUGAAAAUGAAGUUAAAAUUUGUUCAUGUUGUUUACUUGAGAAAUUGAAUCCAUUUAAGAAAAUUAUUUAUACUUUAGGAUAUUUAGAAUAUUAAUAUUAAUAAAGAACAUAAAGUAAAAUCCAUCUUGAUUUUAAAAUUUCAUAAGAGCAAUUUUAAUGUCCAGGAAUGUAACUAGAAAUUAGAUGCGUUAUGAUGAAUAAAAAUGGAUUAACAGAUUUUACUUUUCCUAAUAGUUGCAUACUUCACAUUAAUGGAGUUAUAAUUAAAGAAUUUAAACCUCUUAUUGAUAAAUCAUGUUUAAAAAAAAGAAAAGAUCAAUGCAUCCUAAUCAAUCUUAAUACAUUUCAAAAAACAUAUGGAAUUUAAAAAAAAUACACUUUUACUUGUGUAGAAAUAAUUCCAGAAUCUAUGAUGAGGUAAGAGAUUCCAUAAUAGAUAUACAUUUUUGGAUUGUUUUUAGUUUAAGAUUUAAGUUUAGAUUAAGUUAUUAAUUCUAUAGUUAAUUAGAGUAUGUUGUCUCAAAUUAAAAUUGAUGCAUACAAAAAUGAAAUCAAAGUAGAUAAAAUUAAAGUUAGUCUUAUUUGUUAAUAUUCCUUUGAUUUAAUUAAAAUACCCGCAAGGUACUAAUUAAAUUAUAAUUUAGAGGAGAAUUUUGUUAACAUUAAUAGUGCUUUAGCUUAAAUAAUUAUUUGGAUAUGAUGAUGCACGCAGAACAUAUGAAAUGGAUAUGUCCAAUUUGUAAAAAAAAUUGUAUUAGCUUGAGAAUCGAUCAUUAUUAGUGGGAAAUUUUAAGAAAACUUUAAUAGUUAAAUAUUAAAGUUGAUUAAAUUACUGUUGAUUAAAAUGUAAAGAAAUAUUUUAAAGUAUAAAGGGUACUUUAGAUUCUAAGGAUCCUUUUUAUCCAAUAAUUUAGGAUAAUAAAAUUUAAAGUUAUGGUGAUCUUAUUUCAUAAGGAUAUUAUAAUUUUGAAAGAUGUUUUCUUUAAUUCGAUAAUGAAAAUGAAAUUAUUUCUAAGAACAAAUAUCAACCUUAAGGUGAAAAUGAAGUUAAUGCUAUUCUAAUUGAUUGA